Biomphalaria glabrata is the source of this 7631-nucleotide messenger RNA. Its product is annotated as myosin-VIIa-like. Gene Ontology annotation, cellular component: myosin complex; cytoskeleton. The transcript is spliced from 45 exons. NCBI's taxonomy places the organism in Eukaryota, Metazoa, Mollusca, Gastropoda, Planorbidae. Gene Ontology annotation, molecular function: ATP binding; cytoskeletal motor activity; protein binding. The record is from RefSeq and is a predicted model, not a curated record. Bases 184 to 6201 code for a protein of 2005 amino acids.
GGCCUAUCGAUAAAUUGGAUGGGUGUUGUGUUUUAAGAAAGUAGAAUACUAUCGUUUACGCCCACUAGCUAAGUAGGUCAAAAUACAUGAUAAUUUUUGUUCUAGAAGUAAAUCAUCACAUCGACUAAAACAUAAUUCAGAGUCUAAUGUGUUGGAUUAAUUUAAGUAAUGUAAUUUCAAAACAUGCAAGCAAUAAAAGGUGAUCACAUAUGGCUUGAAGUGGAUAAAAAAAGCGAAUUCUCCGUCCCCAUAGGUGCUACGGUCAUAGGAACAGACUCUGGCCAAAUACAGCUUCUAGACGAUGAUGGCAGAGAGCACUGGGUGGACGGUGGUCAAGUUUUUCGUCCAAUGCACGUGACUUCGGUGGACGGAGUCCAGGACAUGAUCAGCUUGGGAGAUUUUAGCGAGGCAGGAAUUCUGAGAAAUCUCUUCAUACGUUAUAAAGACAACCAAAUCUAUACAUACACAGGCUCCAUCCUCAUUUCUGUAAACCCUUACCAAGAUUUGCCAAUCUACAGUCAGGAACAAGUAGAAAGGUACAAAGCCAAGAAAAUAGGAGAGCUACCUCCACAUAUAUUUGCUAUAGCAGACAAUGCUUACGGUAGCAUGCACAAAUCUAAUCAAGAUCAAUGUAUUAUUAUCAGUGGAGAAUCAGGCUCUGGGAAGUCGGAAUGCACAAAAUUUAUUCUGCAAUACCUAGCAUCUGUUUCAGGUCAACAGUCAUCCAUUGAACAACAGAUACUGCAGGCAUAUCCAAUUCUGGAAGCAUUUGGUAAUGCCAAAACAAUACAGAAUGACAAUUCUAGUCGCUUUGGAAAAUAUAUUGACAUACACUUUGAUGAGAGAGGUGUUAUUGAAUGUGCUAAGAUUGAGCAAUACUUGCUGGAAAAAUCUCGCAUUGUCAGCCAACGAAAAGGGGAGAGAAAUUACCACAUCUUUUAUGGUAUGUUAGCUGGCCUCACAGCAGAAGGGAAAGCCAUGUUUGAAGUGCAGGAUUCAGAGAACUUUGAAUAUCUUUUACAGGGAGAGAGGAUAGAAUGUGAGGGUAGAGAGGAUGAAAAAGACUUUGAUGAAUUCCGAUCUGCGAUGAAAGUGUUGAUGUUUGAUGAUGAGGACAUGGUAAACAUACUUAAGAUAUUGUCUGCUUUACUUCACAUUGGGAAUGUUAGAUUUAAUGAAUUUGAACUUGAUAAUAUUGAGGCUUCAGAAAUUGAAGAUGUGACUGGCAUUAACAUUACAGCAUCAUUUCUAGAGGUUGAUCCCCAAGCUCUCAUUGAUGCCUUGACGACCAAAACAAUUUUUGCCAAAGAUGAGAGUGUGACAUAUACCAUGAAGAAGAUGCAAGCCAUGGAUGUUAGGGAUGCUUUUGCAAAAGGAAUAUAUGGCAGACUUUUCAUCUGGAUUGUGAACAAAAUCAAUGCAGUUCUGUACAAGCCACAGUACCAUAAAAAAAAGUCAAUUAAAGUCCUUGAUAUCUUCAGCUUUGAAAACUUUGACAAAAACAGCUUUGAACAGCUGUGUAUCAACUAUGCCAUUGAAAGUCUUCAGCAAUUUUUUGUCACUCAUGUUUUCAAACUUGAGCAAGCUGAGUACAACAAUGAAGGCAUCAACUGGAAAAAUAUUGAAUUUGUAGACAACCAGGGAGUGCUGGAUCUGAUUGCUGACAAGCCCAUGAAUAUUCUGGCAUUGAUGGAUGAAGAAAGCAAAUUUCCAAAAGGGACAGAUGAAAGUAUGUUGAACAAGCUUCACUUUUAUCAUUCCAACAACCAGUACUACCUGAAGCCUAAAGCAGCUGUUACACAGACCUUUGGACUGAAACAUUUUGCUGGCUUAGUUGUUUAUGAUCCUGAUGGUUUCUUAGAGAAAAACAGAGACACGUUUAGCUCUGAUCUAGUACAGCUAAUACAGACAUCAAAGAGCAAGUUUCUCAAAACACUGUUUGCUUCUGACAUCACAGAAACAGAUGCCAGAAAGAAAGCUGCUACUUUGGCUACACAGUUUAAAAAGUCUCUGGAGCAGUUGAUGGCUACAUUGAAUGUCUGUCACCCUUACUUUGUCAGGUGCAUCAAACCUAAUGAUGUCAAGAGACCACAGGUAUUUGACAGAGCUCUAUGUUGUAAACAGCUGAGAUACCUGGGCAUGAUGGAGACUAUACGGAUUCGAAGAGCUGGUUACCCUAUAAGGCAUCGCUACAAUGAGUUUGUCACUAGAUAUAGGAUGCUGGUCAAAGGCCUGGCCCCUGCUUCAAUGGGGGACAGUAAAACUAUGGCUGGAAAAAUUUGCUCAGCGCUUCUUAACAAUGCAGAUUUCAGACUUGGCAAAACAAAACUUUUCUUAAAGGUGGCACAAGACUCCUAUCUUGAACAAUUAAGAGAGAAUAUUUUGUCAGAAAAAAUGUCUAUAAUUCAGCUUGCAUCAAAAACUUGGCUGUGCAGAAAACGGUAUUUAAAGAUGAAACAAGGCUUCACUCGUUUGCAGGCUGUUUACAGGUCUAAAAUAUUAUCUACCAGGUACAGAAAAAUUUUUCAGUGGAUUAUAAACUUGCAAAGUUUUUGCAGAGGAUAUCUUCUACGUAAAACUCUUAAAAGAAAAGAGUUCUGCAGUCUUCAGACACAAGAACUGUAUCAGCAGAGGUCAGUUGACUUGACCGACUCUAGUGGUGGUCAGACACAUGACAGUCCUAAUGUUGUGGAACACAAGACAUCAGCCCAAGAGAUAUCUAAAGAAGAUUUGAAAACAUCAAACUCAUUUGCAGGAUUUGCUGCCAAAUAUUUUCAAGACAAUGCCACUAGCUCUUUCACCACUAAAGCUUUAAGAAAGUCUUUGUUGCAAUUAGAUGAUGUAGUGGAUCAAAUAGCAUCUCUUGCUGUGUGGACAGUCAUCUUACAGUUCAUGCUGAACAGACAAGAAAGUGAGGAUGAGGAAGAUAAAAAGAACUACAGAUGUGUUAUGUCCAGACUUCAUACUACACUUGAGAAAAAGCUCAACUAUCAGGAUCUAGAAAAGAUUGUUUCAGACACUACAAAUGAAGAGCAGGCUGGCUCAUCCACAUCAGUUGCAGAAGACCUCUCUGUUCUCAUGACCCUUUCUAAACUGAACUGUUUUCUAGCAGAUCCUCCACUGUCUGACCUGGAGAGAGUGCACUUUGUUGUGGGCCUUGGCAUUUUGAGGCCACACUUAAGAGAUGAAAUCUACUGCCAACUGUGUAAGCAGUUAACAAACAACGACAAUAAUGAUGCUGUAUCAAGAGGAUGGACCCUGUUAAGUCUUUGUGCUAUAAGCUUUCCACCCUCACAGAAGUUGUUCCCUUACUUGUCUAACUUUGUCAGUGAUAGUCAAAUGGUCCAAGCUUCAUCUUGUGAAUCAUUUUUACAAAAAAUGUCUGGAUUAUUGCCAAGAAAACAGCCUCCAUGCUGGAUGGAAUAUCAGCAGUUUGUGGGAAACAAGACUGCCAUCUCUUUAAGUGUAACACUGACAGAUGGCAAUGAUCUGACAUUCAAUGUGACCCCAUUCAUCAUUGUGGAGGAUUUAAAGAGGCAGAUUUCAGACCAAAUAAACUUAAAGGAUGAAUUUGGAUUUUCUCUGUUUAUGACUACAUCAGAUAAAAUGGUUAGAGUUGAAGAUGGAAGCUAUGUGAUGGAUGCUGUGUCUCUGUCUGAGCAAGAGGCAAAAGAAGCUGGCUGUGAAGAAGAAGAUGGCAAUGGGAAGAUGAUAUUCCGUAAAGAAAUUUUCACCCCUUGGCAUGAUUCAGCGGCUGAUCCAGUUGCUACUGAUUUGAUUUAUAGCCAGGUCGUAGAAGGUGUCUCAACAGAUGAGUACAGCACAGACCAGGAGGAUGAUUUAGCUAUGUUUGCAGCCCAGAGAUAUUUCAUUGAAAAUGGCCUAAAGCUAGAUAAAGAUUCGCUCAAAUCUCUCAUAAAUACAUACAUCCCUGACACUUAUAUUCAAGGAGAAUCUGAUGUCAGCCGUUGGGUCGACUUGAUCUCUGUCAAGCUUAAAGAUUCUUAUUUCUCUAACAAUAUAACAGAUGCUUUGAAGGUCAAACAAGAUGUGGUAAGCUAUGCCAGGUAUAAGUGGCCUUUACUUUUCUCUCGCUUCUAUGAAGUGAGCAAGCUCAAUGGACCACAGCUAUCUAAGGAUGAAGCACUCAUCGCAGUCAACUGGACAGGGGUUUACGCUGUAGAUCAUGAUGAACAGAUUCUACUAGAGUUAUCUUUCCCUGAGAUCUUCAAUAUCACAGCAAGCAGUUUCAAGACAAGUGGCAUGAGUCAAAAAGGUGUUGCACUGUUGUCUGUUGGUGGUGACAUGUACACUUGCCUGACCAGUAGUGCUGAUAAUCUUGGAAAUUUGAUCAAGACAUUUAUAGAUGGACUUAAGGAAAGAUCCAAAUAUGCCAUAGCUAUAAAGUCAUGUAGCUUUUCUGAAAACACUUCACAGUUGAUAUUCAAAAAAGGUGAUUUCAUUCAGUUGGACAACCAAUCCAUCAAAAGUCCAGGGACACAACCUUUGUCAUACUCUGGACUAAAUAUGAAUAAUAAUCAAAAAGGAAAAUUCUCUACAGACUGUGUUUAUAUAAUACCAACAAUAACUAAACCCCCAUUGGUGAUUCUGAAUCUCCUAACUCACUGGGCCAACUCUCAGAGAGAUGUUGAAGUUGGCCAAUCUAAUGCUACCUCUACAAAACUUGAAAAAGAAGCAGAUAGUAGAAAAGUAAAGUUCCUGCCAACUGGUGUGCAUCAUACACUUCAACAUUAUGCUAGAGACUAUUUCAGGUCUUCCAAGAAGUCUAAACAGCGCAAUCAAGAACUAUGGAAAUAUUCCAAAGACCCAUUGAAAAAGCCUUUACUUAAAGAUCUUAUUGGACAGGAAGAUCUGAGUUCCAUGGCUCAUGAAAGCUACAUUGGUAUUUUAAAAUACAUGGGAGAUUACCCUAGUAAAAAGACUAGGAUCUCCAGUGUUUUCUUCACAGAUCAAAUUUUUUCCCCUGCCCUUUCUAAUGACUUCGUAAGAGAAGAAAUCUACUGCAUUAUAAUGAAGCAGCUGACUGACAACAAGAAUAGUGUGAGUGAAGCUAGAGGAUGGGAACUCAUGUGGCUGGCAGUUGGACUGUGUGAGCCUGGCACUCUCUUGCUACAAGAAUUAAACUUAUUCCUGAGUUCAAGGUCACAUAUCAAAUUAGCUGCUGAGAGCUUACAAAGGCUGGAGAAACGUAAAAAUAAAAGUACAAGGAAAGUACCUCCCCAUUUAGAAGAAGUUGAAGCAGUGCAACAGAAAAUGUUGAAGAUUUCACACGAAGUGCACUUCCCUAAUGGCAAUGAUGAGACAUUUGAGAUUGAUUCAAGCACCACAGCUGCUGAUCUGUGCCAGGAAAUUGCCAAGCAUCUAAGGUUGAAGUCAGUUGAAGGCUUCAGUCUUUACAUCCAGAUAGGAGAUAAAUCUUACAGUAUACCAGGUGAAAGUUAUUACUUUGACUUUUUGAGAUCUUUAACUACUGAAAACAAUGCCAAGUCCAAGUCUCAGAAGAAAGGGGAACAAGGAGCCUCCACUGUGUCAUAUGAACUAUUAUUUCAAAAGAAGAUUUGGGUGGAAACUAUACCAGGUGAUGAUCUCCAAGCAGAUUUAAUUUUUCAUUAUAAUCAGAUGUUUCCCACAUACUUCAAAGGCCACCACAAGUGUAACAAAGAAGAAGCUGCCCAGCUUGGUGCGCUCGUAUACAGAGUGAUGAAUGGAGAGGAUGAGUCCAACCUUUCACAAUUUCCAGAGAUUUUGAGUGAACUUAUGCCCAUUGACCUCAUGUGUGAACAGCCAACUCAAGAGUGGACUGAUCAAAUCAUUUCAGCCUUUCACAAGUACAAAGGUAAAAAUAAGGAAGGAGCAACAGUAGAGUUUCUAAAGAUAAUGUCCACAUGGGGUACAUUUGGCUCAGAAUUUUUUGAAGUCACACAGGUUUCUGAAAGCAAUUUGCCUGGGAAAUUAAUUCUUGCCAUCAAUGAAAAUGGUGUACACUUACUAGACUUAAAAACUAAGGCACAGCACAUGAGAUAUCCUUUGUCUAAAAUUUCCAGUUGUAAAAGUGAUGAUUCAUCAUUUUUUAUAGUUUUAAAAAGCAGUCUGGAUACUGAUGUGGAGUUUAAAUGUCUGACUAAAAUGGGAUACAGAAUGCAAGAUCUUUUAUCAUCUUAUAUGAAACUAAUCAACUAGUCAAAAAAUAAAUUAACACAAGCUUUAGUUUGGAACCUCCAGAGGAGAACAUCCACAUUUUGAUCUACUAAUAAGUGCUGAUUUAGUUUUAGUUGAUCUGUGAAUAGAAAACUUAGAAAAGCUGAAAUUGUUUCAGAUUACUAGUAUCAUAUCUAAAACAUACCUGUUAUUAGUUGAAUAAUGUCAUGGCCUGAAUUGUGCCGAUAGGCCUAAAAUCCAAAAUCCAAUCAUACCAUUACUAAGCAAAUUAUUAUAGCUUUUCUUGUACCUAAAACUGUAUGCAGACAUGUAUCUUCUUCUUUUAAUUAUGUUCUUUUUUCAAGAAAUGUCUUGAAUUUAUAAAAUAACAGUUUUUAACCAAAUUUGUCUAUGAUUUAAUACAUUUUGGUUAAUGUUUAAAAUUUUGCUUUAUUGUCAUGAAGUUGCUUAAAUUUUAUUGUAUUCAAAUCAGGCAUCAACUUUGGCAUUAUUAUAAAAAGCCUAGUAUGGUUUUAAAAUACUGAUUUAAUAUGAUAAAAAUUUGCUUUUAUACAAAUAUAUUUAAAUACCGGUACCUAUUUAUUAUAUUUUGUAAAUAUUUAUAGCAGUUUUUAUUAGCCAUUUAUUAAGGGUAAUUAAAAAAAUGUUAUGAAAGUUACUUUUAACUUUUCCUUGUUGCAAAUUGGUAUAAAAUUUAUUUGAAUGAUCGUAUAUAAAUUUAUGGAUAUUAGCCUAAGCCUUAAUAUAUUAAAUAAAGAGUAUGCACAGAUUCUACAAUAUUUAGGUUGAUUGACUGCCUGGUCAAAUGAUAUGUACUUUGUGCUGUCAACUAGUUCAAACCUUGCCCUCUUCCAUCCCCUGCCAUCCUGCAGGAGUUUUGGACUAGGACAUAUUAAUCUCUGAAGGAAUGUCUGAAACUUAUACAACAAAACUAAGACUGCUGAAUACUGGUAGUGUUUAAAAAUGUUGUAUCAUUUCAGAUUUUAUACUUAUUUCCAUUUUACAAUUCAUGAUUUAAGAAGAUAUUUGGAGGUUUAAUAAUAUUACAUUAAAAAUUGUUUAAACCUUUGAAUGAAACCUUCUCUCAUCAAAUUAAACUAAAAAAGCUUAUUAUGCUUAAAUAUUUUGUAUGAGCAUUUAAAGAAUCUUUUACAGAAUUAUUGCAUCUUUAUAUUUGUUAGUAAUGGUAAACGCUUUUUUUUAUGCUCUCGAUAAGUGUCUCACGCUAAUUUAUUUUCAAUGUUGUAUUUUAAGCUACAAUAAUUUAAAUUAAUUUAAGGUAUCUAACUGAAAAAUGAAAUUAUUGUAAAUUCUGUCUUUCAUCUUUAUUAUGUGAUAUUAAAUUAAGAUUACGCUCAUCUUUAAUUUUAACAAGAAUUUUGUGAUAAUUUGAGUGCUUUCUUAUUGAACUAUUUAGAUGAAGAAGAAAUAAAUUCAAGAGAUGUAAAAAA